Impatiens glandulifera is the source of this 1863-nucleotide messenger RNA. Its product is annotated as probable aminotransferase ACS12. The record is from RefSeq and is a predicted model, not a curated record. Gene Ontology annotation, biological process: biosynthetic process; amino acid metabolic process. The coding region runs from base 196 to 1767 and encodes 523 amino acids. The transcript is spliced from 4 exons. NCBI's taxonomy places the organism in Eukaryota, Viridiplantae, Streptophyta, Magnoliopsida, Ericales, Balsaminaceae. Gene Ontology annotation, molecular function: L-aspartate:2-oxoglutarate transaminase activity; pyridoxal phosphate binding; aromatic-amino-acid:2-oxoglutarate transaminase activity.
UUUUGGGGAAGUAAAAUUAUGAGGGAGGGAAUCGAAAACAGAUGAUGCCAAGCCAAUCUGACAAAGCAAUCGCCUCAAUACUCACGACAAUCCGAUGAUGCAAUUCUCUCACUACCUCCUUCCAUUACCACUUUCCACUCCCCCUGCACAAGAACCUCUCCCGCCAUUCUCCGCCGGCAUUCUCCGGCGCCUCCUAUGACCCAGAAUCGCUCGUCGCAAUCUCGAACCCGGAAUCCGAACACCAACGGAGGUGCAGACAUGAGGCUUGUAGUGCCCUUACAAGGCGUAGUUCAGGGGCGUGGCGGCCUCAUACUCGGUUCCCUAAUACCCUGUGCCUUAUUCUACUUCCUUCAGUUCUACCUUAAACGACAUCGUUCACCUCCUUCUCCGCCAUCCUCCGACGCCGCUCCCGAGGCGGGGAUUCCAAGAACUACUUCUCGCUCUAAUCUGUCGUCCCGCGGAUCCAUUGGUCGCCCUUACAUCUCUUCUAGAGCUGACCCGGUUGCGAAGCCAACAGAUUCACCUUAUUAUAUUGGAUUGGAAAGGACUUCUGAAGAUGCUUACGAUGAUGUUGAGAACCCAGAUGGAAUCAUUCAGCUGGGAUUGUCUGAGAAUAGAUUGUCGUUAGAUUUGAUCGAGAAUUGGGUUUCGAUGAAUUGGAAUGAUUAUGUCUCUGGUGAAGUGAGUGACGAUGGCUUUAUCAUUAAUGGGAUAGCGACCUAUCAUCCAUUUGAUGGGUUAUGGGAGCUCAAAGUGGCCAUAGCAGGUUUUAUGUCAAAGGUCAUGGGAGUAUCAUCAUCAGUCAAUUUUGACCCAUCAAGAAUAGUAUUAACUGCUGGUGCAACUCCUGCUCUUGAGAUUCUUUGCUUUUGCUUGGCUGACCAUGGAAAUGCUUUUCUUGUUCCAACACCUUACUACCCUGGGUUUGACCGGGAUAUGAAAUGGCGAACUGGGGUGGAUUUAAUACCUGUUCACUGUCGAAGCUCAGAAAACUUUGCCUUAAGCAUAACAGCCCUUGAUCAAGCAUUCCAUCAAGCAAGGAAAAGAGGCCAAAGAGUUCGAGGAAUCCUCAUCUCAAACCCAUCUAACCCUGUUGGCACUGUCCUUUCCCGGGAAAUGCUUUGCUGUUUGCUUGACUUUGCCCGCGAGAAGAAUAUUCAUAUCAUAUCUGACGAGAUUUUCGCAGGCUCAAUGCACGGAAGUGAAGAAGAGUUCACGAGCAUGGCUGAAAUCCUCGAAUCUGAUGAAUUCGAUAAGGACCGCGUUCACAUAAUAUAUGGUUUGUCAAAAGACCUAUGCCUUCCCGGGUUCAGAACAGGUGUGAUCUAUUCAUGGAAUGAGAAUGUCACGAUUGCUUCAAAACGUCUGGCUAGAUUUUGUUCGAUUUCAGUUCCGACUCAAAAACUUUUGGUUGCAAUUCUCUCGGACGUGGAUUUCAUGCAAACUUAUAUUGCCACCAACAGAAAAAGGAUUCGGUCCAUGUAUGAAUUGUUUGUGGCUGGUUUGAAAAAAUUGGGGAUUCCAUGUGUAAAGAGUUGCGGGGGUUUGUAUUGCUGGGCUGAUAUGAGUAGUUUCAUUCGUUCUCAUAAUGAGAAAGGUGAGCUUGAAUUAUGGGAGAAGCUUUUAAAUAUUGGGAAAGUUAAUGUAACUCCUGGUUCGUCUUGUCACUGUAUCGAACCGGGGUGGUUUAGGUGCUGUUUUACUACUUUAUCCGAGAAGGAUAAUCACAUAGUCUUGGAGCGAAUAAGGAAAGUAAUUGAACUUUGAAAAUGUUGGUUUGUGAUUCAAGUUUUAUUAGGAAAGCUGUAUUUUUGUGAAAAGAAUUUCAGAGAAAUAGAAAAUUCAAUAGCCCAUUUGUGCAAA